GAGGAGCGAAAGGAACUUUAUAUCAAAACAUCCUCCGCGUGGACAGAGCGGUAGUGUUGGUCACGUGACAGGUACAGGAAGCGUCCUUUAAAGGUACUUCAGGCAGCUCGUGGCAGAGGGCUUUCAUCCCUUGCAAAAUCAUCAGUAAGUGGGCAGGAUUUUCCCAGAAUAAACAACCAGUCCAAGUCUUAGACUGGAAGCUCAAUGCCCCUGAGCAAAGAGCAAAAGUCCACACCCCUGGCUUGCACUGCUGCACUGGAUCAAUGCCUCUCAGGGAACUUGGAAAGACGAGAAGCGGUGACUUUGCUGAGUAAAUCAUCAAUCGUUGCAUUUAAAUCUGAUGUAUCUUGGGAUUUGUGGACAGAUAAGACCAGAAGAUGUCUUUAACAGUCUGGCUGCUUCUUGUCGCUCUGUGUGCCAGCGGAGGAUAUGGUGAGGAGGAAAAAGAGGCCCCCAGAAGUGGCCAUGUUUCUGUGGUCAUAGUCGGAGGAACCGGAGACCUGGCCAGGAAGUAUCUGUGGCAAGGAUUCUUCCAGCUGUACGUCGACCAGGUCAGCGGCGGAAACACCUUUUCCUUCUAUGGUGCAGGCUUGUCCCCAGCCGAAAAGGCCACACCGGUGCUUUUUGAGAUACUGAAGGCAGUCACCUGCUCCAAGGACGUGUCCCAGGAUCGCUGCGCCAUCCUGAAAGAUCAGUUCCUGCGGCUCUCGCAGUAUCGCCAGCUGAAAACUUUGGAGGACUACCAGGAGCUGGCCAAGCACAUCGAGCAGCAGCUCCAACAGGAGGGAAUGACGGAAGCUGGUCGGCUCUUUUACCUCUCUGUUCCAGCUUUUGCGUAUGCAGGUGCUGCAGAAAAGAUCAAUAGUAGUUGCAGACCGACCGGUGGGCCGUGGCUGAGAGUCGUACUGGAGAAACCAUUUGGACACGACUACAGGAGCGCACAGGUGUUAGCAACGGAACUACUGAGUGCACUAAAGGAUGAAGAGAUGUACAGGAUAGACCACUACUUAGGAAAGCAGGUGGUGUCUAAGAUACUUCCAUUCAGGAUAGAGAACAGAAAGUUUUUGGAUCCCAUCUGGAACAGGCAUCACAUCGAGAGGAUAGAGAUUGUUUUGAAAGAAACUCUGGAUGUUAAAGGUCGUAUUGCCUUCUAUGACGAGUACGGAGUGAUCAGAGAUGUCCUGCAGAACCACCUGACUGAAGUCAUGACACUGCUAACCAUGGAGCUCCCUGUGAAUGUGAGCAACAGUGGAGAGGUUCUUCGAAACAAGCUGGAGGUCCUCCAUUCCAUGCUGCCUUUAGGAAAGAAUCAAGCUGUGAUCGGACAGUACCAAACCUACAAAACAGAGGUUCAGCAGGAGCUGAACAAAACUAAAGAGCAUGUAACUUUGACUCCAACGUUUGCAGCUGUUCUGGCCCAUAUCGACAAGGCGCAGUAUGAAGACGUUCCGGUUCUUCUGAUCUCCGGGAAGAUGUUAGACGAACGUGUAGGGUACGCACGUGUCGUUUUUAAGAACGACGUCUUUUGCCUUCAGAGCCAGAACGAUGAUCGCUGCAAACCCAAACAGAUCGUUUUCUACUUUGGGCACGGCUGUCUUAAAUAUCCAGCAGUUCUGGUCAGCAAGAAUUUAUUCAAGCCUUUGAUAGUCGGUGAAUGGAAGGAAGUCACAGAGCACAAAGAUAUCAGUGUUUUAGGCCUGCAGAUUUCCGAUUAUUACAUCCAAACCCCAACAACAGAAAAGGAAGCUUACACUGAGCUCAUUUCUCAUAUUUUUGCUGGGCAGAAGAAUAAUUUUAUCAGUACUGAAAACCUGUUGGCCUCCUGGGAAGUAUGGACUCCACUUCUCAGCAGCCUUAAGGGAUCUUUCCCUCGGAUCUACCCUGGUGGCGCUGACAAUGGAGGCAUGCUGGACGUCCAUCUGAGGGGGAAAGAAAUCCACUAUAACAGCGAGGUGGUGAUCAUUAGUCCCGAUCAGACGGGAGGGACAUCAGCCAGCAAUUUCCAGGUGAUGCAGGGGAAAUUUCGCAGUGCUGAGAUGGUGUCUGCCUGGACGGAGGAGCUGGUAGAGAGGCUGGCUGCAGAUAUGCAGGAAGCAGCUGAGAAGGCCGUGCAGGAGAACGGGGUCUUUCACCUCGCCCUCUCUGGAGGCUCCAGUCCUCUCGCCCUGUUUCACAGGUUGGUUCUGCACCAUUUCUCCUUCCCCUGGAGAGAUACGCACAUCUGGAUGGUGGAUGAGCGCUGUGUUCCACCGACUGAGGUGGAGUCUAACUUCUACAACAUGCAUAAACACCUCCUGCACUACGUGAAGAUACCAUACUACAACAUCCACCCCAUGCCAGUGCAGCUCAACCAGCGCCUCUGUGUGGAGGAGGAUGGAGGAGCUCAGCUGUAUGAGAAGGAGAUCAAAAAACUUGUUAACGGAUCCAGCUUUCACUUCGUCCUGCUGGGCGUCGGAUACGAUGGCCACACGGCCUCACUGUUCCCUGGUGGGAAACUGAACGAGCUGGGAGAGGGGCUGGUCGCUCUCACAGAAAGCCCCGUCAAGCCUCAUCAGAGGAUGAGCCUCACCUUUAGCGCCAUUAACCGAGCACGCAGCAUCGCUGUUUUAGUGAUGGGAAAAGGCAAACAUGAGCUGGUCACCCAGCUGAGCCGGGUUCAGGAAAACCUGGAAAAAUAUCCGGUCACUGGAGUGAAGCCAGCUAAUGGAAGGCUAGUUUGGUAUAUAGACUAUGAUGCACUUUUAGGGUAGGCGGUUCAUUUUCAUUCAGAGAAUUCAGCUGCUUUUGGUUGGGGAGCAAAAUGAAUGAACCAGCAGAGAGACUUCAGGUUCUUGCUUUAAUUACAUUGAAUAAACAUUUCCUUACUUGCUACUUAAGUUUAUCACUAAACUGUUCCAGUCAGAAGUUUAUAUACACUCAUCUCUGGUAUGAUGGUAUUAGUUUCAAAUUUAAGUUCUUUAUUUGAACGAUACAUUUUUGAGUCAGGCAAUAGAAAGUGCAGCUAUAAAGAUCACAAAUAUUAGGUUGAAUCUUUUGGGGAUUUUUUUCCAACCCUUUUAACUGUGACAACAUUUUUUACAUUACCACUAUAUCGUUUGAAAAAAUAUGAGUUGGAGAAUUUGCAGACCUCCUGUAGCCCUGAGCAUAGCUCUGCUAUGGGCUUUAAGCCUAUUUAUUUCUUAAUUUUGUUGCUUGUCAUCAUUUAAGUCAAAGUCAUUUAAGAAGCCUGUUGGCAUAAUCAAUUCCAAAACCACUUUUAAUGUCUUCCUGAUGUCUCUGUCCUGUUGAAACAUCCAGUUAUGUCAACAUAAUAACCAUUUAGUUGCCCCUCAGCAUGAUUCCAUCACCACCAUGCCUGACAGCUGCUUCAGUGUUCUUCAUCACACAUUCCUCUUGUUUUAUGAACGAAUACUCACCCUUGUCUCGUUGGACCAUAACGUUUUAUUACAGAAUUUGGGCAGCUGCAUAUUUCCGCUUCUGAAGG
Molecule: messenger RNA, 3484 nt
Organism: Cyprinodon tularosa
Lineage: Eukaryota; Metazoa; Chordata; Actinopteri; Cyprinodontiformes; Cyprinodontidae
Gene: h6pd
Product: hexose-6-phosphate dehydrogenase (glucose 1-dehydrogenase)
Exons: 6
Coding region: 378-2750 (790 amino acids)
Biological process (GO): pentose-phosphate shunt; glucose metabolic process; pentose-phosphate shunt, oxidative branch
Cellular component (GO): endoplasmic reticulum
Molecular function (GO): NADP binding; 6-phosphogluconolactonase activity; glucose-6-phosphate dehydrogenase activity
Source: RefSeq, a predicted model, not a curated record